This is a messenger RNA of Cynocephalus volans (Philippine flying lemur), 2436 nucleotides long. RefSeq names its product toll like receptor 10 (gene TLR10). Gene Ontology annotation, biological process: immune response; toll-like receptor signaling pathway; cellular response to bacterial lipopeptide. Bases 1 to 2436 code for a protein of 811 amino acids. Gene Ontology annotation, molecular function: lipopeptide binding; Toll-like receptor 2 binding; transmembrane signaling receptor activity. The transcript has a single exon. Gene Ontology annotation, cellular component: plasma membrane. NCBI's taxonomy places the organism in Eukaryota, Metazoa, Chordata, Mammalia, Dermoptera, Cynocephalidae. The record is from RefSeq and is a predicted model, not a curated record.
AUGGGACUUAUUAGGGACAUUUGCAUAUUUUGUAGUAUUGUUAUGUCAGUAGAGGGCUGGGCUUCGAAAAUGCCAGAGGAAAAGGAAUUGACUACCAACUGCUCCAGCAUGUCUCUAAGAAAGGUUCCUGCAGACUUGACCCCAACAACAACCAUCCUGGAUUUAUCCUACAACCUCCUUUUUCAACUCCAGAGUUCAGAUUUUCAUUCUGUCUCCAAACUGAAAGUUCUGAUUCUAUGCCGUAACAGAAUCCAAGAGCUGGAUAUGAAAAUCUUUGAAUUCAACAAGGAGUUGAGAUAUUUAGAUUUGUCUUACAACAGACUGAAGAUUGUAACUUGGUAUUCACUGGCAGGUCUCAGACAUUUAGAUCUUUCUUUUAAUGACUUUGACACCAUUCCUAUCUGUGAGGAAACUGGCAACAUGUCACACCUGGAAAUCCUAGGUUUGAGUGGAGCAAAAAUACAAAAAUCAGAUUUCCAGAAAAUUGCUCAUUUGCACCUAAAUACCGUCCUCUUAGGAUUGAGGACUCUUUCUCAUUAUGAAGAAGGUAGCCUUCCCAUCUUAAACACAACAAAACUUCACAUUAUUUUACCAAUGAACGUAAAUUUCUGGGUUCUUUUGCGUGAUGGAAUUAAAACUUCAAAAAUAUUAGAAAUGACAAAUAUAGAUGGCAAAAGCCAAUUUGUAAGUUAUGAAACUCAACAAAAUCUUAUUUUAGAGAAUGCCAAGACAUCUGUUCUGUUACUUAAUAAAGUUGAUUUACUCUGGGAUGACCUUCUGCUUAUCUUCCAAUUUGUUUGGCAUACAUCAGUGGAAUACUUCCAGAUCCAAAAUUUGAUUUUUGGAGGUAAAGUUUAUCUUGAUCACAGUUCAUUUGAUUACUCAAAUACUGUAAUGAAAACUAUAAAAUUGGAGCACAUACAUUUCAGAAUUUUUUAUAUUCCACAGGAUAAAAUCUAUUUGCUAUUUACCAAAAUGGAUAUAGAAAACCUGACAAUAUCAGAUGCACAAAUGCCACACAUACUUUUUCCUAAUUAUCCUACAAGAGUCCAAUAUUUAAAUUUUGCCAAUAAUAUCUUAACAGAUGACCUGUUUAAAAGGCCCAUCCAAUUGCCUCAUUUGAAAACUCUUAUUUUGAAGGGCAAUAAACUGGAGACACUUUCCUUAGUGAGUGGCUUUGCUAACAAUACACUUCUGAAACACUUGGAUCUGAGCCAAAAUCUAUUACAACAUGAAAAUGAUGAAAAUUGCUCAUGGCCGGAAACCUUGAUCACCAUGAACCUGUCAUCCAAUCAGUUUGCUGAUUCUGUUUUCUGGUGCUUGCCCAGAAGUAUUCAAAUACUUGAUUUGAAUAAUAACAGAAUUCAAACUGUUCCUGAAGAUAUUAUUCAUCUGAAGUCUUUACAAGAACUAAAUAUUGCAUUUAAUUUUCUAACUGAUCUUCCUGGGUGCAGUCAUUUCAGAAAACUCUCAGUUCUGAACAUUGAAAUGAACUUAAUUCUCAGCCCAUCUCUAGAUUUUUUUCACAGCUGCCAGGAAGUUAAGACUCUAAACGCAGGAGGAAAUCCAUUCCGGUGUACUUGUGAAUUAAGAGAUUUUAUUCAGCUUGAAAAAUAUUCAGAGGGCAUGAUGUUUGGAUGGUCAGAUUCAUAUAUCUGUGAAUACCCUUUAAAUCUAAGGGGGACUCAGUUAAAGGAUGUUCAUCUUCCUGAAUUAUAUUGCAACACAGCUCUGUUGAUUGUCACCAUUGUGGUUAUUAUGCUAGUUCUGGGGAUGGCUGUGGCCUUCUGCUGCCACCACUUCGAUCUGCCCUGGUAUCUCAGGAUGCUGGGUCAGUGGACACAAACAUGGCACUGGGUUACUAAGACAACUCAAGAACAACUCAAGAGAAAUGUCCAAUUCCAUGCAUUUAUCUCAUACAAUGAACAUGAUUCUCCCUGGGUGAAGAAUGAAUUGAUCCCCAGUCUAGAGAAAGAUGAUGGUUCUGUUUUGAUUUGCCUUCAUGAGAGAAACUUUGAUCCUGGCAAGAGCAUUACUGAAAAUAUCAUAAACUGCAUUGAGAAGAGUUACAAGUCCAUCUUCGUUUUAUCUCCCAACUUUGUCCAGAAUGAGUGGUGCCAUUAUGAACUCUACUUUGCCCACCACAAUCCCUUUUAUGAAAAUUCUGAUCAUAUAAUUCUUAUCUUACUGGAACCCAUUCCAUUCUACUGCAUUCCUAGCAAGUAUCACAAGCUGAAAGCUCUCAUGGAAAAGAAAGCAUGCUUGGAAUGGCCCAAGGAUAGGCGUAAAUGUGGGCUUUUUUGGGCAAAACUUCGAGCUGCUAUUAAUGUUAAUUUAUCAGACACCAGAGAAAUGUGUGAACUACAGACAUUUACAGAGCUGAAUGAAGAGUCCCGAGGCUCAGCAAUCUCUCUGAUUAGAUCAGACUGCCUAUAA